GCCACAUUCCUCUAGUCAUGAGGCCGAGCUGAUCUGAGUCACACGCUGAGAGAGGGAGAAACAGAAAGAGAGAAAGAGAGAAGUCAGAAAGGAACUCUGCUAGGGCUCAUUUCAGUGUGAAAGUACGACAUGGUCUGUAAGCAAGACAUACGGUACAUGGUUGCUUUCAAGGGAUCUACUACAAAAAUUGGCCGACAAACGAACACAAUCAUCACAACUAUGUUGACAUGAUGGACAUUCAUCUUAAAUUCAGGACAUGUUUUCAUCUGAAAUGACGGAGAACAAGAACAACGUUUGUUACGUGAUGGAGGACGGUGAGAUGGAUGUGCAGAUCAAACAAACCAAAGCUCAGCCAGAGCAGUCCAACAACAACAGAACCAACUGGUCAAAUGGUCAGUGUGUUGUGGCCAUGCCCGGCUAUUCGGUGCUAAACCCAAGUUUUGAUAUGUCUCUCUGCCGAGCCAAACUGGAGAAUGAUGGCUUUCAGAUUCCAGAGGAAGACAUGGAGGCUCCUCUGAAGACAGCUCUGGAAGUUCCCUCAGUCAGGAGAUACAUGGUUUUCAACUCUGCUCUCUUCCAUUUCUUAAUGGCACCGGUGCUGUAUCUUGUGGUGUGGUGCGCUGUAUUCUCCACGCUCCACAUUUUUAUCACAGUUAGUGACUACUGGGUCCUCUGCCUCUCGGUCAGCCUGGUCUCCAUCUUCCUCACCACUGCCAUCGUUUUCGUCCUCCAUUACAGUAACAAGGAGAUUGACAUGAAUUUAGACGUCCGGUUAAUCCAGGUGAAUGAGAGGCUGGUGAAACACAAGCUGCUGGUUUCCGUGGCUGACUGGGUGCAGUCCUGCGCAGGAAACAUGCAGCUGUACUUUGUGUAUUGGGACAUGUCCCGCUGUCUGAAGGCACUGACUGAAACUUUAGAGGAGCGCAACUUUGUGGGGAAUGACACCCAGAAUAAACUGAAGAAGAAAAUGUCGCAUCUGGUCCUUGUGACGGAGGAAACAGCGGUUGACCAGGUUGGAGGGUCAGAUGUGGAGCAGGACCCGGAUGAACAUAGGCCUCUGCUGAGCCAGGAGAACACGGGCAGCAGUGCAUCUAGCCCCCCAGAGGCCGCCAAAGUAGCCACCAACUACAGCCUCGUCCCUGACGAGGCCUUACCUGCUCAGACUAGAGCCUACCAGCUUCUGAUGACCUACAGUGCAGCAUACGUGAAGCUGCUGGUGUCCCAGCGGCUGUCAGGUCCGACACACCACCGCCUCCGCCCCAGGAGGAAUCACUGCACCACCGCCCCUCUCUGUCUCUGCCAGUAUAUCAAAAAGCAGAUCCUUCGAUAAGAAAGCCAGUGUUCAACCAGAAACAUGUUACAUGGAGCGUGGCUGUUCUAAUUUUGCACCUAUAUACAUGAACAGACAAACUGACUUGUUGGAUAAUUUCCUUAAAUGAAGGACUUGUUUGGAGCUUCACUCUCCAGUCUGCAGGUGCCUGUACUGCUGUUUCUUUACGCCAGCUCUGUGUUUGCAUCACCUGGAUCCUCAUCUAUUUGUUCCCGACAAUUCCUGCACUGUGCCAAAUGCUGUCUGAUCCAGCUGCUGUAAAACAAUGUUUGCACUCGGGUACACAUAUAAUCAUAGCCUUACUUACUGCUGUUUUGAGUAUUUGCAAAAUUAAUAUAAAACAUCUUGUGAUUUGAUUUGCAGUAGAUUCUAUAUGUGUCUUGAUAGUUGAGCUGAAGGCAGUGGUGGAAAAUAAUCCAGUAUAGUUUCUCUAGUUCUGUCAUUUGGUACAAUGUUAAGGUACUACAUUUUCAUUUCAUGCCAUUUCAUGCCACUUAACUCCUCUUAAGUAGAAUUUAUAUGGAAAUGUCGUAAGACGUACAUUUUUCAUUACAAGAGUCAAAUUAAACUAGUGUUAAUCAAUCGUUUUACCUUCUGAUCUUAUAUUGUCAGUUGGUCAGCCAUUUCGGUUGUUUAUGAAGCAUUUUUAUGUUUCAGUUGUGAAAAAAAAUCCCCCUCUGAAAUUUUGUGAAGUGAAAGUAUGACGUAAACUGCUGACGUUAAUUAUUUAAAAUUCCUCUUAUAAGUACAAUACUUGAGUAUACGUAUGUACUUACUUUCAUUGUUCCACUGGAUUUUAAAUGCAGAACUAUUUUUUUGAAGUUAGAAAAGGGUACUCGAGUAUUUUACACAGUUUAAAGAAUUCAAAAUGUAAUUGUUCCCAGAAAGAGACUUGUAAUGUGUGUUUCGUAGAAAACACUGAUCCCAUGUCCAUUGCAUUUUUGCUUUUUUUAAAUAUAAAAGAUUUCUGAGAAAAAAACAUUAAUUCAUAUUUCUCUGAAAUGUCAAUGAUGCUAAAAAAACAUCUAGAUAUUAAAAGCUUUUUUUUUUACCGCUCUCAA
Messenger RNA from Eleginops maclovinus (Patagonian blennie), 2391 nucleotides. It is a transcript of the gene tmem268, whose product is annotated as transmembrane protein 268. The record is from RefSeq and is a predicted model, not a curated record. Lineage: Eukaryota; Metazoa; Chordata; Actinopteri; Perciformes; Eleginopidae.